GUAUAUGGCUUUUAUGUAACAGGUUGAAGUAAGCAACCAGGAAGCUUCAGUUAGUGGUUCCCAGAUUUCGGAAAGUGGAUCUACUAAGACCUCUCUGAUUUCACCUAAACAAUCAGCAAUAUCGGUAUCCGAGGCCAAACGCCACACUUCAUUAUUUUUUGCACUUUGCACAAAGAGACCUACUCUUCUUCGACAGCUGUUCAAUGUUUAUGGAGGGUCUCCAAAAGUUGUUAAGCAGUGUAUCCAUUGGCAUAUACCUACUCUUGUAAGAAAUCUGGGAUCCUCAUGUCCUGAGAUGCUGGACAUUAUCCAUAGUCCACCUGAAGGCAGUGAGGAACUUGUUACUAUGAUACUGCAAACACUGACCGAAGAAUCAAAUCCUUCAGCCAACCUGGUCGUGGCUGUUAAACAUCUAUAUGAGACCAAGCUGAAGGAUGCGUCUAUUCUCAUUCCAUUGCUAUCCUCAUUUCCGAAGGAAGAGGUGCUGCCUAUAUUUCCGAGACUAGUUGAUCUCUCACCUGACAGGUUCCAAGACGCACUUGCUCGGAUAUUGCAGGGAUCUGCUCAUACUGGGCCAGCGUUAACCCCUGCUGAAGUUCUGAUUGCAAUUCAUGAUAUUAAUCCAGAAAAGGACAAAGUUCCUCUAAAGAAGGUCAUAGAUGCUUGUACUGCUUGCUUUGAGCAGCGCACGGUAUUUACUCAGCAAGUUCUAGAAAAGGCACUAAAUAAAUUGGUCGACAAUGUACCGAUUCCUCUUCUUUUUAUGAGAACAGUUAUUCAAGCACUCGAUGCUUUCCCAGCUUUGGUUGAUUUUGUCAUGGGGAUACUUUCCAGGCUUGUCAAUAAGCAGAUCUGGAAAAUGCCAAAGCUGUGGGUUGGCUUCUUAAAAUUGGCAUACCAGACUCAACCACGCUCUUUUGAUGUUUUACUACAGUUACCUCCACCACAGCUUGAAGUUGCAUUGAAUAAGUACCCGAAUCUUCGAUCACAUCUUUCUUCCUUUGUUAAUCGGCAGAACUUGCACAACAAGUUGCCUAGACAUACUUUGAAUAUUUUGGGCUUCCUUAACGAACCACAGCAGGCACCAAUGCCAUUUGCGCCCGCUGCAUUACAAACAGCAGACACGACUUCCUCUCUUCCUGGUGCAAACAUAAUGUGAAAUCUGAUGAUGGAAGUCGUAGCACCGAUCAGGUGCAAUAAUGCCUUGUUCAUCACAGGUGGACAUUCAGAGAUAUAUGGGCGUGGAAUGACACAAAUGAGGACGGCGGUGCCCUUUGAUGCGUUUGCAGUUAAUGCCUCUCAGCAACUCAACAAUCUAUCGCGGUUACUGACUAAAGGGUGGUCUGGAUCGAAUGUGGUUGAUUAGAGGGUGGUCUAUUGUGUUUGUGCUGGAGCUAUUGCUUCUCCGAACACCGGUCACUCCCAAGUUGUAUAGUAGCUGUAUCCUUGUGGUAAAAAGUAGUACCACUUGCAGGCUGAGGCUUAUGUGGCCACCAAACGGCAGAGCUAGUGAUUUACAAAUGGCCAAGGGAUAUUAUUUGAUAGGCAUGUCUUACUCCAAUGAGGACACUGGGGUACUUGCAGCAGCAUUCUUUUUGCAAGGAGCCCGCAAUUGACUGACUGACGCUAACCAUUGCUGCAGUCCUAACAGUUUGUCUGUGUGUUGUAAUAUUGUAUAUUAAAUUAAUUGAUUUAGUUAGCAAGAAUAUUUACUGUCAUAUUUAAUCAAGGCUUUUGUCAG
Molecule: messenger RNA, 1741 nt
Organism: Triticum urartu
Lineage: Eukaryota; Viridiplantae; Streptophyta; Magnoliopsida; Poales; Poaceae
Source: RefSeq, a predicted model, not a curated record